Caenorhabditis remanei is the source of this 960-nucleotide messenger RNA. RefSeq lists its product as uncharacterized. Gene Ontology annotation, molecular function: mRNA 5'-diphosphatase activity. The transcript has 5 exons. The coding region runs from base 1 to 960 and encodes 319 amino acids. Lineage: Eukaryota; Metazoa; Nematoda; Chromadorea; Rhabditida; Rhabditidae. Gene Ontology annotation, cellular component: cytosol; nucleus. Gene Ontology annotation, biological process: nuclear-transcribed mRNA catabolic process; NAD-cap decapping. The record is from RefSeq and is a predicted model, not a curated record.
AUGCCAGUCGUUAUUAAUAUUGAGAGAAUCGGAAUUUAUAAAAAACUGCGGAAUCAAACUGCAGUUGUCGGGGUUGAUCCGAAUGGUUUAAAUGAGGAUCCACGUCGUUAUGGAUUGUUGGAUGAAGAGAAUCAAAUGGAUCUCAAAAAAGGCUGUCAAGGGUUUAGAGAUGAAGGAUAUGGUGAUUUGUUCUAUUCAUUUUUCGAUUAUAUCAAGAAGACUUCUAAACAAGGAACUCCGUUACACGAUGCAGUCAAAGCCGAUUUUAUUUCAACUCGUCGCAAUCUGAUUUCUUUUGCUGCCUCAUUGUAUUCCAGACAAUUGAUAGAGAUUCGAGCGCUUCGAAAGAACGGAGUAAUCUUUCUCUGCGACAAAAAAUCUGAAAAUGAAACAUCGGAAGAUUAUCCAGGACAUGGAUACAAGUUUGAGCAGUAUAUGACAUUGAAAGACAACGGAGAUCCUCAUGAUGAAGAUGAAGAAGUUUCGAAUGCAGAGUGUAUCAAAGCAGUUCUACGAACUUCUUUUAAGAAAGGAGACGAAGAAAUCAAAGUACUCUAUGCAGCUGAAAUUGAUGCUCUGGAUAGUGACGGAAACAUGGUGGAAUUCAAAUCCACAAUUCAUGAUCAAAAGAGCUGGCUAUACAAAUCUAGUCUCAAUCACUACUUGCAAUCAUAUCUUGGAGGUGUUUCCUGUAUUAUCAAAGGGCAGAUAACACGCGAAAAGAUUGUAUUCAGAGUCGAUAAAAUUCAAACCAAUGAGAUCCCUGGAAUGAAAGUUAAAUGGAAUGCUGAAAAGUGUUUUGAGAAACUGUUUGAAAUACUUCGAGAAAUAAAAUCAAAACUGAAGAAUGAUGACGAAGCAGUUGUGAUCAGAAUCCAAGGAUCAGACAUCUAUUAUGAAGGAGAAAGCGGCAAGAACUGCAAAUUCGUGGAUUCACAGUUUCUUAGAUUCUUCGAAUAA